This is a messenger RNA of Ictalurus punctatus (channel catfish), 6559 nucleotides long. RefSeq names its product diacylglycerol kinase eta. Lineage: Eukaryota; Metazoa; Chordata; Actinopteri; Siluriformes; Ictaluridae. Bases 16 to 3624 code for a protein of 1202 amino acids. The record is from RefSeq and is a predicted model, not a curated record. Gene Ontology annotation, biological process: lipid phosphorylation; intracellular signal transduction; diacylglycerol metabolic process. The transcript has 29 exons. Gene Ontology annotation, molecular function: protein binding; ATP-dependent diacylglycerol kinase activity.
AUCCGAUCCGAGGCUAUGCGUACGCGCCCGCGCGCGUGCCUGUGUCUCGGAGCUUUUCACACUGUCCAACAGUGCGGCCGCGCGCGGAGCCUCACAAGCCAACAGCAGCACAGAGCCGAGCGCGAGAGACGGCGCGGGGAAGCGAAACGCCAAGAGGACAAGGCGGUGCAGGAGGUUCAGAGUGAAGAGCCGCGUCCUCUCGGUCCGCGUGCGUCCAUGGCGGCGAAGCUGAACCCCAACACACUGUACGUGCGCGAGCCGGAGCGCGCCGACGCGGGAGACGAGUCAUCAGACAGCGACGGGGAGCCGGAGGAGAGCUCACACAAACUCAUCCGCAAAGUGUCCACCUCCGGCCAGAUCCGCGCCAAGAAGAGUGUGAAGGAGGGUAUCCUGUUAAAGCAGACCAGCUCCUUUCAAAGAUGGAAGAGGAGAUACUUCAAACUAAGAGGCAGGACUCUCUACUAUGCCAAGGACUCAAAGUCCCUUAUUUUUGACGAGGUCGACCUUUCUGAUGCCAGUGUGGCAGAGACAAGCACCAAGAACAUAAACAACAGUUUUACAGUGAUCACUCCUUUCCGAAAGUUGAUGCUAUGUGCGGAGAGCAGGAAAGAGAUGGAGGAUUGGAUCGGCGCUCUGAAGUCUGUACAGAAAUGGGAGACAUACGAGGCCAGUCAGUUUAAUAUGGAACACUUCUCCGGGAUGCAUAAUUGGUACGCAUGCUCUCAUGCUCGCCCUACAUUCUGUAACGUCUGUCGGGAGGCACUUCCUGGAGUCACAUCUCACGGCCUGUCUUGCGAAGUGUGUAAGUUUAAAGCUCAUAAACGCUGUGCUGUCCGAUCCACAAACAACUGUAAGUGGACCACUCUGGCUUCCAUAGGAAAUGACAUCAUCGAGGAUGAAGAUGGGGUAUCCAUGCCUCACCAGUGGCUGGAGGGGAACCUGCCGGUCAGUGCUAAGUGUGUGGUGUGUGAUCGGACAUGCGGCAGUGUGCGCAGGCUGCAGGACUGGCGCUGUCUCUGGUGCAAAGCCAUCGUACACAGUAGCUGUAAGGAGCAGUUGGGGAAGGUGUGUCCGCUGGGUCAGUGUAAAGUGUCCAUCAUUCCUCCAACAGCUCUCAACAGCAUUGAUUCAGAUGGUUUCUGGAAAGCUACAAGUCCGUCCUGCUCCAGUCCUUUGCUGGUGUUGGUGAACAGUAAGAGUGGUGAUAACCAGGGAGUGAAGUUCCUGCGCAAAUUCAAACAGCAGCUAAACCCUGCACAGGUCUUUGACCUCAUGAACGGAGGACCACAGCUAGGAUUACGUCUGUUCCAGAAGUUUGUGACAUUUCGCAUCCUGGUGUGUGGAGGUGAUGGCAGUGUCGGUUGGGUUCUGUCUGAACUGGAUAAACUAGGACUGCAUAAGCAGUGCCAGUUGGGUGUGCUUCCCCUGGGCACAGGAAACGAUCUGGCACGGGUGCUGGGUUGGGGCGGUUUGUGUGAUGAUGAUGCACAGCUUCUGCAGAUCCUGGAGAAACUGGAGAGAGCUACCACCAAGAUGUUGGACAGAUGGAGUAUAAUGACAUAUGAAGUUCCCACCAAAACGGCGCCUGUUAUUGUUAAAGAGGACGACCCGCUGGACUGUCCACUCCAGAUUACUCAUUAUGCUGACUCUGUCACCUCUCAUCUGACAAAAAUCUUGGACUCGGACAAACACAGUGAUGUCAUAUCCUCUGCUAAGUUUUUGUGUGGGACGGUCAAUGAGUUUGUAGCUGAAGUUGGAAAAGCCUAUGAGAAAGCCACUGAAAACAAGGAGGAGGCUGAUGCUAUGGCUAAAAAGUGUGCCAUGCUGAAUGAAAAGCUGGACUCUCUGGUGCAGGCACUGAGCGAGGAGGCUGAUGCUCAGCUAGUGCCUGCAGGCUCUCAGCCUCCUGAACAGGAGAGCGAGUCGAGCAGCCCGGACGCUCCGAGUGUCCCCAGACCCUUCAGAUCCAAAGAGCAGCUGAUGCUGAGAGCCAACAGCCUGAAGAAAGCACUGCGGCAGAUCAUAGAUCAGGCAGAGAAAGUGGUGGACGAGCAGAACAGACACACCCAGGUGCAGAGGAUGUCUUCCACCUCUUCAAUAAAAAGAGGCAGCAGUGAGGACCUCAAGGAGGCGGAGCCACGUCAAAGUGCCCUGAGUCUCACCACCCCCAUAGUGCUGGAGAAAGCAGACACCUGCAACAGCACCACAGUUUUUACUGAGGAGCAAUGCACAGAGAAGUGCGUGAUGAAUAACUACUUCGGAAUUGGCCUGGAUGCCAAAAUCUCUCUGGAGUUCAACAACAAGAGGGAUGAGCACCCUAAGAAGUGCAGCAGUCGCACGAAAAACAUGAUGUGGUAUGGCGUCCUGGGGACCAAAGAGCUUGUUCAGAAAACCUAUAAGAACCUGGAGCAGAGAGUGCAGCUGGAGUGUGAUGGUGUGCCCAUGUCUUUGCCCAGUCUGCAGGGUCUUGCUGUGCUCAACAUCCCUAGUUAUGCAGGGGGCAUAAACUUUUGGGGCGGCACCAAGGAGGAUAAUAAUUUUGGAGCGCCAUCAUUUGAUGAUAAGAAGCUGGAGGUUGUGGCCGUGUUCGGCAGCAUGCAGAUGGCCAUGUCUCGUGUCAUUAACCUACAACAUCACCGCAUCACACAGUGUCGGCAGGUAAAGAUCACUAUUAAAGGAGACGAGGGCGUUCCAGUGCAGGUGGACGGAGAGGCCUGGAUCCAACCUCCCGGUAUUGUCCAGAUCAUCCACAAGAAUCGGGCCCAGAUGCUCACCAGAGACCGGGCUUUUGAGAGCACGCUGAAGUCGUGGGAGGAUAAGAGGAAAUAUGGCAGCUGCCGUUCUACUCGGCCACGUCUCAAUUCACAGCAGUCCAUGGAAUACCUGACCGAGGAGGAGUGUGCACAGGUGCAACAACUUGGCCUGGUGGCUGACUCACUCAUUAGCAGAAUACGGGAGGUGGCUAAGACCCAUAAGGUGGUGGAACAGGAGUUGGCUCAUGCAGUAAAUGCCAGUGCUGCUGUCCUCACUGAGGCUUUUCCCUCUAAACCCUCCAGUCCAGAGCAGUGUCUGAGUCGCAGCACCGCUGUGGAGAUUGUCAACAGCAGUAAAGUGCUGCAGCAGGAGACUAAAAUGCUGUUAGAAGGGAAGCUGCUGCAGUUGGAGGCCCCUCAGGAGGAAGAGCUGCUUUCCACACUCAACACUCUCAGUGCUGAGUUAAUCAAACUGGAGGACAUCCACUGGAUCUGUCCCAGCAUGCACUGCUCUGAGGAGGACUCAUCCCGCACGAGUGCUAAGAGCAGCAGCAUGAAGCUGAAGAUCAUACCCAAAGUAAAGAAGGAGAGAGAGAAGCUGCAUAAGCAGCGUUCCAACAGCUCUCUCUCAGCGGAGAGAUGGGGUGCGGAGGAGGUGGGCACGUGGCUGGAUUCAUUGGGGUUAGGGGAGUACAGGGAGAGGUUUGUGGCCCGAGACAUCCAGGGCUGGCAGCUGACUCAGCUCCAGAGACAAGACCUGAAGGUACAGCGGGACAGCGAGCGCUCAGACAACGACUUCUACUGCGACACUCAUACGCACGCGCACGCAAAUCACUGGCUGUGCCUCAAAUCCUGUACUGCAGCAGAAUGAUUCAGAGUUUUCAUUGUAUAGAUGAAUGUAGGAAAUCAUACCUUGACAUGUGAUUGUAGUGAUGAGUGCAACAUUUUUUUAUACCUUUUCAGAAGGAGAUAAAAAAAAGUUUCAUUUUCCAAAAGAAUCACAGAACAAUGAGAAAAACGGAAGAACGAGUAUCACGUUAAACACCAUCUCCUCCGGUUAAUUUAGCCCUAAUUUAGUAACACUUAUAUAAAAUGCCUGUUACAUGUUGCAUCUGUCCACCAUCUGCUACAAGUCUCCACUGCUGUGGUGCAUGAUGGGACAGAAUAGUGUAAAAUAUCGUCUAUUAGUCCCAUUUAAUUUGUGUGUAAAUAUAAUCCAUCGUCUGUCUUUUUUUUUUUAUUUUGCUGUUCUACAUUUCUCAAUGUGAACAGAGUAGUGCAACAAAUAAUGCUUAAUAGUAUGUAGGUAUGUGAUUUGAGACACAGUCUGUAGUCCAGCUCAGGGGUGUCAAACUCAUUUUGGGUAACAGGCCAUGCUACACAUUUUUACACAAAAAUAACUUUCGUUUUUCAACCGCAAUUAUAUAGAACAAUGCCUUUUAAAUACGGUUAAUUAUUGGCAUUCACUUGAAAUGUACAAACAAAUGUAAAAAUAAACGAAUACAUAAAUAAAUUGUGAUUUAAGUAUUCACCCCGUUGCUGUGAAACCUCUAAAUUUGUUUGUUUGGGUUUCAUUUAUUUAUUUGGAACGAUGCAUGGCUUGAGCAUCAAAUAUUUAGCAUGCUAAUGAAGAAUUACUUCUCACUAGCACAUUUUUGAGUAGCCGAGUUUACUGCUCUAUUCUACCCCCUAGUGGAAUAACAGAGAAUAGCUCUUUUAAAAAAAAAUCUUUCAAUUCUAUUAAAAUCCACACUUUUAUUUAUUUUUUAUUUUUUUUCCAGGAUUCGUAUUCUAAAUUCAUUUAGUGGGUCGGAUUACUACCUUUAUCAGUCCGCAUGUUUAACACCCCUGGUCUGGUCUAUCACGAUUAUUAUUAUUAUAUGGGCAAAGGAACCAGCUGUCUUUGCGAGAACUCACUGUGACUUGUUCACAACAGAUCACUCGUGUAAACUCUUCGUUUGUUCUCUCAGGAUCUUGGGAUAUCAAAGGUGGGUCAUGUGAAGCGGAUCUUGCAGGCAAUUGAAGAGCUGGAGGGUCUGCUGUAGUGGACACACCGCGCCACGGGAAUCUGCCUUUCACCGAGGAAGCGGUGUUUGGAGCUAACUAUCACACACUGCAUGUGUGUGAGAGGCAUGGCAUCGCACUGCACUGCAUCGACGUUCCAGCUACGUUCUCUGUCCAUCCUCUGCCUGCUGGUGCCCUUGGUGAUCAACAGACACUGGGAGUACAUGAAAGUACCCAGAAUCCUUUUCUGCAUUCUUUAUUUGUUUCUAUGACCCGUACGAUUUCCUGUGCUCUUCUUCUCACGCAUGAGACAGACCUUCCUUCCUUUCUUCCUUCUUUUACUGAUGUCAUUCCUUUUUUCCUCUUUUUUUUUUUUUGAGGGUGGGGGGUCUGCUUUUAAAGCCAAGAGAUGCAAACUGGUAUUUCCGGAAAACUCUCUUUUUGAGUCAUCUGAACAACGUUAAAACUGAACAAAUUUUCCAAACGAAAAGCAUCUGAAAUGUAUUGUGGAUUUGUAUUAGCUGUCAAAACGCAAUGUAAGAACUGCAUUCUGUCCGAUUCAGUCUCUAUGUAUUCAGAGACAGUUGGUGUUCCUGCAUGCCUUUUGCGUCCACGAUCAUCGAGCAGAAAAACAAAAGCUGUUAGAUUUUUCUUUUCUUUUCUUUCUUUUUUUUUUAAAUUAAAUAUUCAGCCAAAUAGUGCUAUUGUGCCGCUCGUGUGCCAGGUGAGCUGUUGUUCUGCAAGCUAUAGUGAUGUAGAUUUGUGCCAAGUUCCUCAACAAAUUGCAGUGGUUAGUGAGCUGGGGGUUUUAUUUUUUCUUUCCUUUUUUCCCUACUAUAAGGGGGGAAAAAAACAUGCAACGUCGUACAUUUCAGAAAGUGUUUUAUCUCAUUGCCUUGCACUUUAGUGAGGAAAACGGUCUUUAAAAAAACUUGAAAGUGGUGUGUUGUAAAAAAAAUUUUCCUCAGCUGUUUUUAUCCUAUGAUGAAAAGUGUAUUUAUUACAAACCUAUUAAAGAGAUGUGUGAUAAAUAAUAUAUUGUCAAACUAUGAAUGUUAAACCCAUAUGUCUGUCGUCAGAAUUAGAUCUCGUAAUCGUGCAUAAGAAUGACACAUUUCCACAAUAAUGAAUCAUUAAGGCUUGAACUCUGACCUUCAGGUUUCUCCUAACGAGGCUGGAGAGGGGCCUCGACGUCUGCAGAAUAAGUUGUGAUCCAGGUUAAGAUUUACAUGGAACUGAGAGGAAAAGGGGUGCAUAUUAAAGGAAAUUAGGUUCUCUCAUUGAUCGGUGUGAGCCAAAGUGUAACAGUAUUUCAGUGUUUUUAAAAGCUGGACUGUACGAUUUGCACGUGUAUGCACAUGUUCCCCAGUAAAUGAUUCUCGCUGUCUGUUAUACGGUCGUGAUCAAAGUCCAGUGUCCCUUUUUAUUUUUUGUCUUCUUGAAGUGUCAAACUACUGACUGAGUGUUAUCAGGGACGGGGGAGGAGCUUGUGGAUGUGGAAGCCACACAAAACCUUUGAUUUCAGUUUCACCUUUGAAAAGAAAAUGGGGCUAAAAAGAACUAUUCACCUUUUUUGGUUAUUUAUAAUACAGCGUUGAUGAGACUAUUGCUUACUGUUUAUUGUUUACUCUUGAAGUAUGUAAUUUAACUUUUGGAAUUAUUUAAUAUGAUUUUUUUUUUAAUGCCAUAUGAGUUGCAGUUUACCUUCCAUGGCUUUGAGUUUGUCUGUUGGCGACUAUUGCCUCUGAUCCGGGAUUGUUGCUGUUUAUUUGAAGCAAAAAUAAAGUUUGGCCAUUGCUGUU